This is a messenger RNA of Benincasa hispida (wax gourd), 1083 nucleotides long. RefSeq names its product reticulon-like protein B16. NCBI's taxonomy places the organism in Eukaryota, Viridiplantae, Streptophyta, Magnoliopsida, Cucurbitales, Cucurbitaceae. The record is from RefSeq and is a predicted model, not a curated record. Gene Ontology annotation, biological process: response to bacterium.
AAUAGUAGAAAACCCAAAAACCCCCCAUCUAAAGAAGAUGAAGAAGAAGAAAGUAAAAUAAAAUAAAUAAAAAAGCGACUUUUUCAGCCUCUCAGGGCAGAACAAGAACGAGGGAAGGCUUUGAAUUUGGAAAUUAAAAAAUUCUUCAAUUGCGUGAAAUCCGUUUCCAGCUUUAUCUUCUGAAUCCUCGAUCAUACAGAAACCCCAAGAAUUUUCUAGCUUCAAUUUUGACUCUAAACCUUCCUCUCCAGAAUUCACUCUGACCGGAGCAAUUCGGAACUGCAAUGGUCGAUAUUUCCGAUACCACCGCCGGCAACGUUGAAGGCGACGGGAAAGACGCACCCUGCACCUCAUGUGACCGGCAAACUUUACUCCACCAGUCCAUGGGCGGCGGUAAAGCGGCUGAUAUUCUUCUGUGGAAACAGCGGCAUGUUUCGUUCGGCAUUGUUGUUGUUGCUACAGUAUUUUGGCUUCUAAUUGAGUACUCUGGAUUGCCAUUGUUGACAACAUGUUCGGAUGUCUUGCUGAUUUUGGUUGUCCUAUUGUUUCUUCGAGCAAACUAUGCUGCAUUCCGAAACAAGCAACUUCAAACAUUACCGCAACUCGCUCUGUCGGAGGAGUUUGUCAAUAACGUUGCAGCAUCGCUUCGGGCAAAAAUCAAUAACACUUUACUUAUGGCUCAUGAAAUCACACUUGGCAAUGAUUUCAAACUCUUUUUCAGGAUGGUGAUCGGUUUGUGGCUUUUAUCCGUCAUGGGUAGCUACGUUUCUUUCUUCACCUUUGCAUAUAUUGGAACAAUCAUCUCGAUAACCAUCCCCGCCUUGUACAGCAAAUACGAUGAACAUGUUGACAGAUACUGCGGAAUGAUCCGCCAACAAUUUAGAAAGCAUUAUAGAGUGAUGGAUGAGAGUGUUUUCAGCAGACUCCCUGGUAGUCUAUCCAAGGAUAAAGAUCAGUGAAAAAUCCUGUCUUUAAUUUUUCUAUAGUUGUACUACACCACAGGAAAAUUGUAAUACAGUUUCAUCACAAAUGAAUGCCCUGUUAACUGGAUUCUUGAAGGUUAUUGCUUGGCCAUGUAUUGCA